Messenger RNA from Salarias fasciatus (jewelled blenny), 3658 nucleotides. It is a transcript of the gene tubgcp5, whose product is annotated as tubulin gamma complex component 5. Lineage: Eukaryota; Metazoa; Chordata; Actinopteri; Blenniiformes; Blenniidae. The transcript is spliced from 23 exons. Gene Ontology annotation, cellular component: spindle pole; gamma-tubulin complex; microtubule organizing center. Gene Ontology annotation, biological process: microtubule nucleation; meiotic cell cycle; cytoplasmic microtubule organization. The coding region runs from base 210 to 3239 and encodes 1009 amino acids. Gene Ontology annotation, molecular function: gamma-tubulin binding; microtubule minus-end binding. The record is from RefSeq and is a predicted model, not a curated record.
GUGUGAGAAACGAUGGAAGAUCAGUAGCCGAGGCUGUUGUGCUUUGGAUGCAGUUAGUAACACGCUUUUCGGUGCGUAUGCUGAUGCCAGGCUGUUCUGUCGCAGUGUGAGCCCGGACGGUGGGAGCCUGACCGACAGAGGAACUACAUGUUAGCCGUGGCGUUGGUGUAUUUGGGCUAAAGCGCACUGCCAUCAUCAGCAGCAUCAACAUGGCACACUGGAGCACCUUUGAGAGGGAGACUGAGAAUGAAACCAAGAAGUUGAUCAAAUGUAUCUGCGAGAUGGAGGACGAGGAGGACCCGAACUUCCACUUGGCGCUGAAAUUUACAUGGUCAAAUUUUAAGUUUCAUCGUUUUCUGGUUGUGGACAGUCACAAAGUUCAGCGCAGCAUCGCCGGGAUCUAUGAGAAGCUGAUGGUCCACUCCGAAAUCAGCAAAGCAGGAAGCUGGAUGAGACUGACUGACGAGUUUCUCAACUCCCCGUUACCAAAUACAGAUGGAGUAAAGACUGAUUCACACUACAGCAUACUGUCGCUGCUGCUCCUGUUGUCAGAGUCUCCCUCAAACACAAACUUUACAGAGAAACCCCGAGUGAAGGAAAAAGAACCAGAAGACAAUUUUGACUGGGCUAAAUAUUUAAUGGAGGGUGAAGACAUAGACAUUGGACCAUACCCAGACACCCCUGAGUGGUCAGAGGAAGAGAGCGAGGAUGAUGACAGCCAGCAGCCUCUCAGCAGGGAGGACUCUGGGAUCCAGCUGGACCGAACCCCCCAGGAGGACCCGGACAACACAAACAAGACGGUUCCAGUCACAUGGACAACGGGCGAGCCCGGUGAUGCCCAGGCGUGGCUUGAACAGCAUGUCGUGACGCCAUACUGGGUGUCUCACGCUCCUCGGUUUCCUCACAGCUUGCAUUUGCACUCCAACUUGCUCAAUGUCUGGGAUCAGCACUUGUAUAACACUGAUCCAUUGUAUCUGCCAGAAGAAAAGGCCUUUGUCACAGAGUCCCAAGUAAUACGGGAGACGUUGUGGCUUCUGUCCGGCGUUAAGAAACAGUUUAUAUUCCAACACCAUGAUGGAAAAGUGUCUGUGAGGAAUAAUGUGGCAGUGACUCAUCUCACCAGCAACUGCCUACACUCCGUGCUGGAGCACAUCGCCUUGUACGGCCAGGCGGUGUUCAGGCUGCAGCGGUUCAUCGACGAGGUGACGGGCUACAGCUCGGAGCCCUGCCCACCGGGCUCCAGUUCCUCCUACAGCUCCAAGAAGGGGUCCGAGCCUCCCUUCAGGACCUACCAGGCCUUUGUCUGGGCACUCAACAAGAAUUUCACCAGCUUCAAAGCGGAGCUGACUACAAUUGAAAAAGAAGUCAUAUGCAAUGAUGAGACAGUGACCCUGUCGGCAGUGCUGGAGCGACUCGGCCCUCACCUGGCCCAAAUCGAAGUGCUGCACAAAGUCUUCUGCACGGGAGUCGCCGAGGUCCCUCCUGGCACCCCAAAUGUUGUUCGGGCCUCUCAUCUGCUCAACACCCUCUACAAGGCCAUCAUAGAGUACGAUAGUGUCGGAGAAGCAUCAGAGCAAACGGUAGCUCUGCUGUUUUCUCUGUGGACAGAGACAGUGCGCCCGUACCUGGAGAUUGUAGAUGAAUGGAUUGUUCACGGGCAUUUGUUUGAUCCAGCCAAAGAAUUCAUCAUCCAAAGAAACAAGGACGUUCCAGUAAACCACCGGGACUUCUGGUACGCCACCUACACGCUGUACAGCGUGUCGGAGACGGUGGAGAACGAUGAGAAGCUGAACGACUCGGCCAGCGGGAGCUCGGGAGGCGACCAGAGCUCCAGCAACAGGCAGCUCACCAUGGUCUCCUUCCUCAAACCGGUUCUCAAGCAGAUCAUCAUGGCCGGGAAGUCAAUGCAGCUGCUCAAAAAUCUGGACUGCAAAGAGCCCGAGCAGUCGGAAGGAUCCUCAAGAGACGCUGAGAGGAAAAGUUUGUACACGUUGUUCCUGGAGUCGGUGCAGUCACGCCUCUGCAGCCAAGAAGAGUCUCCGACAGACACGGUGACGGAGCAGCAGGCCACCCAGAGGAGUCUGGUGAAGAUGCAGUCCAUCAUGGCACAACACCUGGAGAUCGACGGCGUCCACGAUCCGCUGCUGGCCAUCAACUUCGCAAGGCUCUACUUGGAGCAGAAUGACUUCCACGAGCGUUUUUCUGGGGGCGACUUCAUCGUGGACCGAUCGUCUCAGUCUGUCACCUGCCAGACGUUCGAGCUCACCCUGCGCUCCUGCCUCUACCCCCACAUCGAGAAGCAGUACAUCGAGUGCUGUGGCAAACUGAUGAAGACCCUGAAAAAAGACUACAAGCUGCUGGAAUACCUCCAGGCUAUGAGGAACUACUUCCUGCUGGAGGCUGGAGACACCAUGUACGACUUCUACACGGCCAUCUUCAACAAAGUGCAGAAGAAUGAGAACUGGCAGCAGCCGUCAUUCCUGGACGUGCAGCUGCAGGAAGCUGUCGGACAGCGCUACCCAGAGGACAGCAGCAGAUUGUCGGUCGUCCUGGAAAAUAUUGAUUCGUCUAAGAAAAAGAAUCCAGUGACUAACAUGGAAGUUCUCACUCUGAGUUACAAGGUUCCCUGGCCUGUUGACAUCGUGAUCAGCUCCGAGUGCCAGAAGAUCUACAAUCAAAUGUUCCUCCUCCUGCUGCAGAUCAAAUGGGCCAAAUACAGUCUGGACACACUAAGAUUCAGCGAUAUCAUCGAGUUCACUAAGAAACUGGAGGAAACGAGUGGGAGCGCGGCUGGCAAGGUCAGACAGCAGAUUCACCGUUUGUGUCUGCUGCGGGUGAAACUCAUGCACUUUGUCAACAGCGUCCACAACUACAUCAUGACCAGGAUUCUGCACAGCACAGGUCUGGAGUUUCAGCACCAAGUCCAAGAAGCAAAGGACCUGGACCAGCUGAUCAAGAUCCAUUACCGAUAUCUGGCCACUAUUCAUGACCGCUGCCUGUUGAGGGAGAAGAUCUCUUUUCUGAAGGAGGCCAUCCUGAAGGUUCUGAAUCUCGCCCUGAUGCUCUCCGACCGAAGGCAGGCUGGACAGAGCGCCUUGAGCACUGAGUUCAUUGAUAAAGUUGAGUCGGAUUUCAACAACUGCCACUUGUUCCUGGUGAUGGUGCUCAACAAAGCAGUGUGCCGUGGCUCCUUCCCUCACUUGGAGUCUCUGACCCUCUCUCUGAUGGCGGGAUUUUAGCGGAGCUGAGUCUACGUCUCGGCGUCGUGGCUCCAUGGUCUCAAGUCUUCAGUUUUCCGUGUCAUUGCUGUCUUCUCUCCGAGUGCUACAGUGGUCCUCUGUGAAGUGUAAAUUGAUUUCAUCGGCUGUUGUGAUCAUUAAAGAUGACGUUGGAAUCGCUGUUGUUGGAGUUAGCCAAGCAAGCUAUAGCUGUGCACACAUCAGCCAGCCAGCCCCUCCCUCCCUCUCUCUCUCUCUCUCUCUCUCUCUCUCUCUCUCUCUCUCUCUCUCUCUCUCUCUCUCUCUCUCUCUCUCUCUCUCUCUCUCUCUCUCUCUCUCUCUCUCUCUCUCUCUCUCUCUUACAGCACCAAAAACAGCACAAUUGUAAAUAGAAAAGUAAAUGAUACAUGGUAAUUAAUUAUUAUUAUUGGGGGGGUUUU